This is a messenger RNA of Rhinopithecus roxellana (golden snub-nosed monkey), 1011 nucleotides long. RefSeq names its product zinc finger protein 484-like. The transcript is spliced from 6 exons. Gene Ontology annotation, biological process: regulation of DNA-templated transcription. Bases 117 to 497 code for a protein of 126 amino acids. The record is from RefSeq and is a predicted model, not a curated record. Lineage: Eukaryota; Metazoa; Chordata; Mammalia; Primates; Cercopithecidae.
GAGCAUGCGCACACCCAGGCAGCGCUGUAAGAAGUACCUCUGGGCCUGGGAGGCGUUGAGAAAAAGGAAGUGGAUCCUGUUCUGGUUCUUGCGACUAUAGUCACCGCCCGAAGCAAAUGACCACUGUCCAGAGAGAACAUCUCUGCCCCUUUGUCCGAAGAUCCAAAAAUGACCAAGACCCUGAUGUCUUUCUUAACUACCAAUGGCAGGAAUCAGUGUCAUUCAAGGACGUAACUGUAGACUUCAGUAGGGAUGAGUGGCAACAAUUAGACCUUGCUCAGAAAAGCCUGUACAGAGAAGUGAUGCUGGAAAACUAUUUCAACUUGAUCUCAGUGGGAUGUCAAAUUCCCAAACCAGAAGUCAUCUUCAGCUUGGAACAAGAAGAGCCAUGUAUGCUGGAUGGUGAGAUCUCCAGUCAGAGCCGUCCAGGUACCUGUGGAUUGACUGCCCGCCCACCUGCUGGAGCCAUGAACAUUGCCUGCUCCCGGUCUUCCUGAUUUGGCAUAUGGUUCUCCCAGAUCUGCUAUUAAUUUCACAUCCUCCAAAAAAGAAGUGAGAUGAGUGUGGUAUAUAUAACUCCUUAGCGAGUUGAUGCUGGUUUUAGCUGAUCACCUCUUCCUUCCUUAAGUGAUUAAACCAUCUGCUUGAUCAACAGAGCUAGAAGUAUUCUAAGCAGGGUUUCUACAUGUUAAAAUGACUCAUUUGGCACUCAAUAUCUGCAUUUCCUUUCUUAAUUGUUCUUACAUUCUCGGAAUCCACCUCUGCCCGUUUUUGAAAAUAUGGGAAGUUCCCCUUGGAAAUUUGAUCCCUGGACUGCUGCUCAUUGUUCCUGGAAUAUUAGUAAAUUAUAAGUUUAUUUCAUUGGGACCUGGAGACUUGAAAACAUCCAAAGCAAUAGGAAAGUAUCAUGUUUUGACAAAUGUAUCGUAAGCAUCAAAUCUUUUGAAGAAGGUUUAUUAAUACUUUUCUAGUUUUAAGCCUAUUUUAUUUUAUUUUAUUUUAUUUUAUUUU